Messenger RNA from Saitoella complicata NRRL Y-17804, 462 nucleotides. RefSeq lists its product as uncharacterized. Lineage: Eukaryota; Fungi; Ascomycota; Saitoellomycetes; Saitoellales; Saitoellaceae. The transcript has a single exon. The annotation marks the transcript as partial. The record is from RefSeq and is a predicted model, not a curated record.
GGCGGCUACUUCCAACCUGCAACCUACCCCUACGGCCCCAUCUUAAACGGCUCCUGUACCUGGUACACCGGCUGCUCCUCCCAAAACGGUUGCGGUAAACAACCUCUCUCGGGCUACACCGCCGCUUUGUCGUCCUUCCUGUUUGGUAGCGCGCAGGGCGCGGGGAGUGCUUGUGGACGGUGUUUUCAGUUGCAGGGGUAUGAGGAUCCUUACCAGCCGGGUGUAGAGUUGGGGACGCCUGCGGUGAUUGUGAAGGUUACGGAUAAGUGUCCUGCAGGGUCUUCGGAUCCGCUGUGUUCGCAGACACCGGAGGAACCAUUGAACCAAUAUGGGGCACUCGCAAACUUUGAUCUUUGUCGUGAUACAGGCGCUUAUGAGGCUUUCUUCACACCUGCGCACGAUAUGGUACUUUGUUCCUGGUUCGAGGUCGAUUGUUCUCUUUGGGAGGGUGUGAGUGGUGGA